AGAGAAUGACAGAACCAUCAACACCUCGUCGAAUUUACUUCCACGGAAACAUUUGUGUGAUAUGUGGGUUUUGUUUUGUCACGAAAGAGACAGACGGGGCUGGAAAUAUUAUCGUUAAGAAAUGCACAAACGUCAAAUUAAAAUUAACUAAGGACAGACUUCAGAGCAUUGGAAAAGUGAUAGGGUCGCUUGAAAACUCUGAUAUUGAGAAAAAUGGCGUCUGUGUAAAGUGUUACAGGGCAGUGGAGAAGGUGAUCAAGUUGCGCAAUGAAGUACAAAGUUUAACGGAAAAAAUGAAAGAGAGUAGUGAAAGAGUGAGUUUGAGUUUGCCUUCGCCUAGACGGGGUGUUUCAGAAAAACGGCUUUUGAGGAGCCCUGUCUCAUUACAAUCUACAAAAAUUGUCAGAUUUCCAACUGCAGUGUCAGCUAUUAUACCAGUAAAGAUAGAGAAGUUCCAUGAUAUUACUUGUACUUCAGCUAUCAGACCAAAUGAGGCAUUUGAAAUUAAGCCUUCUUCAUCUGAUGGUUUUACCAUGAACAAGAUGCAGUAUUCAUGUGUACCACUUGCGACUUCUGCCCUGUGUGAUGUAUUGACAGCUUCUCAACAUGAACCUAGGAACCAACCAACCAGAAGGGCACUUUUUUCCUCUGAGGAGGAGGAUUCAUAUAAAAUUGGUAAAAUUCAGAUGCUGAAUUUAUACAGGUUCUUGUGUCAACUGCAGAAAUUUGAUGAUUGACUACUUCCAAAGUGGUGCAAAGUCAAAAUGGAUAGUAGAUGAAUAUCAGAAAAAGUACUGUAAAGUGUUAUUUCGUGACCAGGACGUUGAAGAUAGUCUUUUGAAAUUAAUAGUUUCCAUACGUCCACAGUCAGUUGUGUCUGCAGCAUCCAGUUUGAUAAGUUUGGAAUGUGAGAAAAUUUGCAAGAGAAAAUCUGGAGGAAUUCUAAGAGACAAAACCCAUGAAAAUAUAAUGCAGUUUACAUGGGACAAACUGCAUAGAGAAUUACAACUUAAGGCCCCUUAUCUUUUGAAAGUGUUCUCUGCAGCUGUGUCACCCAUUCCAGUAUCAAUAUCUGACAGUAAAUUAUAUCAUGCAUUGUUGGCAGCUGCAAUAUGUCUCCAAGGGAGAAGUCGAGAAAUGACCGCUCUCCAGUACUUGAUAGGCUUCAUAAUGUUACAUGGCAGUUGUACUCAAAGGGACAUUGAAAGACUUUCUAAACUUGGUUUGAGUGUACAUCCACAGACCCUACGGAUCAAGAUGGAAUCAUGGCAUGAGUUAUUAGACAAACAGUUGCUAGAAAUAAAGAAUGACUGGGCACAGGGAUUACCAACACCAAAAUAUCAACUUGUGGGUGACAACUGGGACCGAAAUAUAGUCCCAUCAUAUCGUACAACGCAGCAGAAAACAGUGUCUGUUCAUUUAUUUAAUGUAAUUGGAGUCAUUGACCGAGUUGUACCUCAACAAAUAGGUGAUGAUUACAUGUACAUUUUAGAUGUAGAUGAUCUUAAUGCUACAGACUUUAUCCCAAGUACAGGAGAACAGGAACUUCUUGCAAAUGAAAUAUCUUUUUUGGUGGCCAAUGCAGUUAUUAACAACAACGAACAAAUGAAUAACUUGCUAAGAAGUAUUUAUCCAGAUCAUUAUGAACAUGCCUACAGUCACCUUGCAGGAUUAAAAACAAAACAGUUUUCUUUGGGACUUUUUGACUGCGAUGAAAAAAACACUGGUGAUGUUAUAAAGUUGUUGAAAGACCUCAGUGAAAAGUAUAUUCCUAUGAAGGAUGAUGAUGUGUAUGAACCAGUUUUCUUUGGAGGUGAUAGACUCACUGAUGAAAGGAUACAAGCAGCCCAGUGUUCAAUGAUUAAUGGAGAGAAGGCAAUAGAUCGCUUUGAGGGCUUUAUAUCAAAGAUCGAAGAUUUUCAUCGAUUGAUGAAUUUUCUUGAGGCCAUUGUCAAAUUAACCUACAGUACAGGGUCUGGAAAGGAUUCAGGCACAGCAUACUUCUUCAGAAAUAAACUGAAUGCGAGGGAAGUAAAAGCAGAAGUCAAGAACUCUUAUAGACCAUACAAAAUGCUGUACAACACAAUUUUUGAUGCAAUUUGCUGUUUGCUCUUCUUAAAAGAAUUCGGAUUGACAGAUGGAACACAAACAAUCCCUGUUCCAGAUGACUUUCAUGAGUGGUUACCUGAACAGAAAAUUUCUUGGAUGUGUGAAAUUUGUCAGAAAAUUGUAAGGAAAUGGUUUUUCGAAGGAAGUGAUUUACUGUCUGAAGUUAGAACUGUACUAGACAACCCUGAGCAUCCAGAGAACUACUGGACAAAGAGUUUAAGUGAUGGAAGGUUUCGAUGCCAUUCCUGUGAUAAGUCAUAUGUGAAUGUUGAUUCAUUAAUAACCCAUGAAAAGGCCAAACAUGGAUAUAAUGAGUCAACUAAAGACACAGCAACAAAAGAUCUAGAAAAAGAUGACCUCUUUGAUUACAUUCUCUUAGUGUUUCGUUUAUGUGCCUUACAUAAGAAUUUGGAUUCUGCGGUAGAUAUGGCUGAUGGUGCUCGCUCUGUUAGAUCAGCAAAGUACGAGGCUCUGUUGUACAAUAAGACAGGUAAAACUAAAUAUCUUAUUGGUAGCAUCCAUCUAACGAGUCUUACGUCAGGUACUCUUUCCGAGGAUCAAACAGAAAGACUUGUACAGAACAGGUUUAUAAAUGUGUCAGGUGGCAAGAACAGGAACAUGGCUUUGGACGAAUACGUCGAAUUCAUGAAUAGAGAGAUUAAAAAUGCCUCAACUGGACAUCAAACUAAGGAAAGCCUAAUUAAACACUCCAAAGAUUUCCCUUUCUUGGUAGAAAGUGUACAGCAUUUUGAUGACAUGUGUGAUAUUCGAGGAAGGAAAGGUUUUCAUCAUGUGCCAUCAUAUCGUGAAGAUGUGAAAAUAGUAGUUAAUGAAUUAAUUUCCAUCCAGGCAUUUGAAAAACAACCUGGUCGUCAAUUCCAGUGCAGAAAACUUUCACAGAACAGAAAUCCGUUCUUUUUAAGCUUCAAAAAUUUUCCUUUAAUGGUAUUGCGACAUAAACCAUCCUUGCCAUUCCGAAGACUGCGAAAUAGAAGAGUGUGAAUGUUAUGUACCUUUAACUCACAUAUUGAUUAAUAGUUUUAUUAGCUCACCUGAGCUGAAAGCUCAAGUGAGCUUUUCUGAUCACCCGCCGUCCGUCCGUAAACUUUUCACAUUUUCAACUCCUUCUCAAGAACCACUGGGCCAAUUUUAACCAAACUUUGUACAAAGUAUCCUUGGGUGAAGAGGAGUGUAAAUUCUUAAAAUAAAGGGCCAAGUCCCCUUACAAGGGGAGAUAAUCAAGAAAAGACAAAAAUAGUGUGGGGUCAUUAAAAAAUCUUCUCAAGAGCAACUGGGCCAGAAAAACUGAAACUUAUUUGGAAGCAUCCUGGGAUAGUGUAGAUUUUAAAUUGUUCAAAUCAUGACCCCCGGGGGUAGGGCGGGGCCACAAUAGGGAAUCCAAGUUUUACAUUGAAAUAUAUAAGAAAAAUCUUUAAAAAUCUUCUUCUCAAGAACAACUGGGCCAGAAAAACUGAAACUUAUAUGGAAGCAGUGUAGAUUCUAAAUUGUUCAAAUCAUGACCCCUGGGGGUAGGGCGGGGCCACAAUAGGUAUAUUAAAUAGGGGGAAAUCUGGUAAAAUACAGCAUGGCCAAAGUUACUAAAGUGAGUGAUGUGGCCCAUGGGCCUCUUGUUUGUUAAAUUGAGAUCCUUCUUUAUGAUUUUGGUUUAGUUAAUGAUUUGAAUGCCUAUCUUUAAUGGAAUUGGAUAUUGCUUCCAUUUACAAUCAAAAUCAUUAUUUUUCUUAAAUAAACCAGAUGUACAUAUUUCCUUCUAGACUUCAUUUGAGUAUCUGCUACAUGUGUGAAAAAUUAUACAGGUCAAUAGCUACUGUAUAUGAUAAAAAUCAGUUACACCAUUUUAAUAAACUAAUAAUGUCAAUCUUACAUCAGUUAGCCAAUUAAGCCUUUAAAGACAGUUAAUUUGCUGUAAUCAUGGUAAUUUUGGAAGCAUUUGAAUAAAAUUUUGACUGGUAA
Molecule: messenger RNA, 4083 nt
Organism: Saccostrea echinata
Lineage: Eukaryota; Metazoa; Mollusca; Bivalvia; Ostreida; Ostreidae
Exons: 8
Coding region: 730-3111 (793 amino acids)
Source: RefSeq, a predicted model, not a curated record